AAGAGCGCAUAGAGGGUGAUGGAGAAGUGAGUGCACAAGGGAUCUGAGUGCGUGGAGGGUACUGAGGGGAGGUGGUGAGCCCACACGCGGGGGGAGCGAAGGGGACCUGAGGGCACGUGGAGGGGAAAGGAGGCACUCCUGGGGCACGCGGGGAGGAGCAGCUUAUGCACCGUGGGUGAAGCCGCGGGGUCUGCGCCCUCCCUGGGACGUGGGUGAGAACAGCGUGAGAUGGAGGAGAGCUGAGGGAGUACGGGGCGGGGGGGACCCGAGCACUUGGGGGGGCAGGGGUUGGGGUCCGGUUGUGCGCGGUGGUCUCCGAAGGGGUGCGGAGCCUGAACAGAGGUUUCUGAGGGGCUGGAGCGGGGUCUGAGGGCUUGGGGGGGACCGGAGCGCGGGCGGGAGGAUGGAGUGUGGUUUGAGGGCUGCGAGAGGGACCGACCUGCGAGCUGGCCCCCGAGCAGCCUCGCCGCGGUCCCCGUGCCCAGCACCCCACCAUCGCGGGCGAUGCUCGGAGCCGUGCCGGGAAAAUCCCAGGGAGCCGCGGGAGCCUCCGGCUGCCCCUGGCAACAGUGUUGUGCUGCCGCCAUCUCGGCCGCCCCACGUCCCGGCCUCCACACCGGCCUCUCGGCAUAGCAGGAGGCACCGGCAAGAUGGCCUUCGACCUGGAGGAGUAUUUGCGGACGGCUUUCCGGGACAAGCUCCGGCUGCCGCAGCGGUGGUCCCUGGGGGUCCCCGGCCACGACACAGUGGUGGGUGCCCCCGCCCGGGCUCUCCCCGUGAGCUCCGCGCGACCUGCGGCAGGACGGUGCCGACGCGGGACGGUGCCGCGCUGCCGCCUUCCGCGCGCUUGCCGCUGAAACGGAGGGAGGUGGCGGAGGUGGAACGGGCGCUGCAGAGCCAGCGGGAGGAAUUUCGGCAGAGGAUGGAGCGCCUGGCGCAGCGCCGGCGGCAGCUGGGCCGGAGGGAAGAGGAGCUCCGGGAUGUCGUCCUCAAAUUCGACGCCUUCCUCAAGGCUUCAGCGGCGAGGCGGGAGCGGGCGCUGCGGCGGGGAGACGAGGAGCGGGCGCGGGCGGCGGGGCAGGGUGCCGAGGUCGCCCGCCUGCGCCGGGAGCUCGAGGGGCUGCUGCGGCGCAGGGAGCGCCUGGCCCGGCGCCUGCGGAGCCUCCGCGGCUUCGGUGACUACCUGCGGAGCGUGCUGGCCGGGAUGGGGCAGUUCCAGGACAUCCCGGCCAUGCUGGCCCAUUUCGGGGCGCUGGCGGGGGCACGGGCGGCCCUGGCGCAACAGGCAGAAGCCGGGCAGGAGCAGCUGGCCCAGGGCCGGGCACGGCUCCGGCGGUACCGCGAGGAGGCCGGCAGCAAGCUCCUGCGCACCAACGACGAGCUGACCCGGCUCCGCGCACGCCUGGAGGACGCCCGCCGUGACGUGCUUCAAGGGGAGUCCCACUGGGCCCGCGUCCAGAGCACGGCCACCCAGAAGACCCUGCUGCUGGGGCAGAUCAAGCUGGCAGUGCUGAACCUCUUCCAGCUCGCCACCGCGCGGCUCGAGGUCCCCACGGACGUGGCCCUGGAAGACACCGAGGCCCAGCUGGACACGGUGCUGCUCUGCAUGCAGGACCUGGCUGCCAUCUCUGCUGAGCUGCUCCCCAGGCAGCCGGGGACGUGUCCCCCACGCUUGCCCGUUGCCACCAGCAUAAACCCUCUGCGCCACGGGGGUGCCAGGGUGCCCCCGAGCCAGGAAUAGCCCCUGGGGACAAUCCCCCCCCCCCAGCUCCCAGGGCUGCCAGGGCCAGCGUGGAGACACAGGACCCCCAGCACCUCCCUGGGGAUGGAGGUCGCUCCCCGAUAAGUCUGGGAACCCCCAUAACGAGAGGCGACACACAUGGCGGCGGGCGCACCGGGAUGGCUCCGCGUUGGGGCAGAGCCCGCAAGGGGCACCCCGGGCAGCAGGAACCGGCUGCCGCUCACGUUCAGGCUGUUGGGUAUCAUCGCAGGUGUCUCCUGCCAAAAUACAACCCAGCUGUGGACCCGCA
This is a messenger RNA of Aquila chrysaetos chrysaetos, 2030 nucleotides long. RefSeq names its product cilia and flagella associated protein 73 (gene CFAP73). Bases 404 to 1741 code for a protein of 445 amino acids. The transcript is spliced from 7 exons. Lineage: Eukaryota; Metazoa; Chordata; Aves; Accipitriformes; Accipitridae. The record is from RefSeq and is a predicted model, not a curated record. Gene Ontology annotation, biological process: spermatid development.